Cucurbita pepo subsp. pepo (vegetable marrow) is the source of this 1546-nucleotide messenger RNA. RefSeq lists its product as uncharacterized. The record is from RefSeq and is a predicted model, not a curated record. NCBI's taxonomy places the organism in Eukaryota, Viridiplantae, Streptophyta, Magnoliopsida, Cucurbitales, Cucurbitaceae.
AUAAUAAUAAAAAUGAGGCGAAACCAAAAAUGGCAAUUCUUCCUCGUCUUCCCGCCCGUCGGCCACCAUGGUGAGAACGCGAUGCAAGUCCGCCGCUGCCACUCCCCACUCUAUCCCCUUCAAGACCGACCGGCCGCCGAUCGCCACCGCCAUUACGCCGAAAACACCGCUUAGUUGUUCUACAUCUAUCAUUCCUUCCUCACUCAAAUCAGUUUUUCUGUACGAUUGGUGGCUCACAAAGGUUGAUGAUGGCGAGGGCUUGGCUGUCGGAGGGUUUGCUUCCAGAGAAGGUGCUGGGGUUAGAGUAUUUUAUUCUGCAGCGAUUUCUAAGAGACAUGAAGCCAGCAUUCUCGAGGCAAUAGAUGGCAUUGUCAUUACUGUCAGUGGCUUCAUAAAUAGAUCACGAACGCUUGAAAAUGGCUUUCCUCCGAAGGUGUACAAUCAUUUCCUUCUUGGUUUUCCCUUCAAUUGGAAAGACUAUAUGGGUUCUAGUUCGGAUAAAAAAUCCCAGUUCAAGUGUAUUAAAGGAAGUACUUCUCAUCCUGACCAUCCAGGUAGAAGCCAUGAUUUUGAAGCUGAUUUAGACAAUCUUGCAGUUACUAGGUUGCGAGAUCUCUUUUUGUCCUCCUGUGAAAAAUCUAGUCAUGGCCUCUUUAUGACGAACCGAAAUUCAAGUCGUAGUCCAACAAAAAAAUUUGAAUCUGGACUAGAAACCCUGAAAGGAAGACCUCAACGAGUGAAUUCCUAUCAAUACGUUGACGAGCAAGGUUUCCGGGAUGAGAGGAAGUAUAGUGAUGUAAAGGAUCCAUUGCACAGUAGUCAAGAAACUGAUUCUACGGUGGAAAUUGAACCCCAGAAUCUAGGAAGCAGAAGUGUUUGCACAAGAAGCAUGACCAAGUUGAAAAAUUCUAGUAACAGAAGUAAAGAGAGGCUCAUAUCAGACUCUCACAAGAGAAAAAAGGACCAGGAGAGUAACCCUUCAUGUGAAAACUCUGGAAAGAGAACUGGACCAAGAGUUAAAAGUAGCUCAAAUUAUAAGUCAACAACCGAUUUUACUUUUAGAUUUGAAAAGGAAGUUGAUGCAAUCACAGAUAAACCUGAGAGUAGAAGAUCAAGUCUUAGGCUAAGGAACCAAAAGCGUCGAUAGGUGUGGUAUACUCCCAAGUUUUUGUGCAAUGUUGGUAUCCAUUCCCUUAAAGAUUGGUAUUCAAAUCAAGUAUCCAUUCCCUCACAAUCUGAUCUCAAAUCGACUUCGACAGUUUUUUUUUUUUUUGUUCUUUUUUUCUUCAAUUUGAUUGAUAAGAUUAGGAAAAAUGGACAUCUUCCCACAGUUGUAGAUAUUUUUGUUUCUUAUUGUUGUGUACGUAUAUGUUGUCAGUGUAUGUUUAUGGUACAAGCAUCAGAUUGCUCGCUGGAGGGUUGUGUAUUAUUUCUAUGUACAAAGAAAGAUGACAAUCUCCUUUGGAGAAACAAUAGGUUAUUUUGGCUUUUGGGAAGGCAUCUAUGAUCCUUCUAAAAUUAUGUGGAAGAGCUUUCUUGCUUUGAA